Molecule: messenger RNA, 1206 nt
Organism: Symbiodinium sp. CCMP2592
Lineage: Eukaryota; Dinophyceae; Suessiales; Symbiodiniaceae
Source: the annotation of a GenBank genome assembly
AUGAAGUCGCCGUGGAGGGCGGCCUUAAAGAAGCUUGCAGAGAUGGGGUGGAUGCAGGUUCUAGCAAACAUCGUCACCCACGCGCAUGCAGUGACUGCAUGCGCGCUGUCGCGGGCGUGGCGGUCUUCCCUGAGCAAGCUGGCCUGCACAGCGCAGGAAGCCCGGAGAUAUGGGAACAGCUUCCUUCGGGAAUGGAUCGAGCAUCCUGCAGCAGCAACUUCUGCGCUGAGCAGCAUUGCGAAGGCUCGCAGCGCCCGGGUGUGCACGGAACUUUUACAGGUCAUGAGGGAGGUGGUCCUUGAGACGAAUGAUUUCCACUAUGGGGCGACUGCGAAUGCUCUUCAGUUGCAAGGCCGCUGGCAGUUGGCUUUGGAUCUCAUCCGCAGCAUGGCUUGUCGGGGGGUAAGAGCUAGCUCUGUCACGGUAACGUGUGCAUUUGGACCGUGGGAAACAUCGGCAAGCCUUCUGUCCAUGGCGCGACAGGAUGGUCCGAAGCCCAACGUCGUGAGCUUCACUGCCUGCAUAGGCUCCUUGGAACCGGAGAGCGAUGCAACCUGGGAUCGUGUCCUGUCCCUGAUGGUCUUGAUGCGGCGGCAGCGAAUCAGGCCGAACUGUGUGACAGUCAGCGCUGGCCUUGGAUCAAUUGGUCGCCGCUGGCGGCUGGCGCUGAGCCUCCUCAGUUCAACUUCGCAGGAUCGCCUGCGUCGCGAUGCGGUGUCCUUGAACGCGGCAAUGGGCACAGCCGCUGUUGUUCUGCGACGACGGCUAGACGAGGUGCUGUGUGGUAGUGAAGAGAUUGUCAGCUCUGGCCAAUGGCUGGCCGCGAAUGUGCUGCUUUGGGAUUUGAAGUCGGCAGCCCUCUGUGCCGAUGUCGUGAGCUUCAGCUCUGUCGUGGCAGCUUGCGAGCUGAAGUGGAGGAUGGCAGUGGCUAUUUGCGAGCCGAUGUGCCUGGCAAAAGCCAGGCCGAAUCUGAUCACGCAUCGCUGCCUUCUGCGAGCACUUGAGAAUGGUGGACGUUGGCAGUCGGCACUUGGCCUUGUCUCCUCCAUGGCAGUGCAAAGGAUAUCUGACAAAAUCAGCCCGUCAGCAGCGCACUGCAGCUGCUUGUGCAAAGUCCGGUCCACUGGGAAGGGCAUUGCAGCAGAUACGCGGCUCUUGUCUAGCAGAAGACCUUCUCACACACCUCCUCAUGAUCCGUGUAGCUGA